GGGUGUACAAAAUGAGCAAGAAGAAAAACAAAACUGAUGAAGGUAUUGAAACCACAAUUGAUAUUGAAGAUGUAAAAAGUACGGCCAAUUCUGAGAAGAAAACUUCAAUAGAUUGUGAAUAUUUAGAAAAAAUAAAUGAAAAACUCAGACGAGAGGUUGAACAACAAUCUGAUAAAUUCUCACUUUACGUAAAGCUGCUUACCGAGAAGGAUAAAAUAAUUCAUCAACUCACAAAAGAGGACAGGAGAUUUCAAAAGCAGUAUGAUUUAUUAAGGUGUCACAUCGCAGAGAAGGAAUCUAUUACUUAUACUCUUAAGAAAGUGAGCUCCGGAAUUCAAGUGAUUGAAAAAGUUUACAGGGUGUCAGAACCGAAGAUGAUGAGGCCAAAGAUAAAAAUAGUUUGUUAUCGCAGCCAUGAAAGAAUUACUGAAACCGACCGAUCAUUGGACAAAAUCACAGCAUAUCCCAAGAAGACAUCAAAAUUAACUAUAUCAAGUAUAUUACCUUGAAAAGCAUGUAUAUUGUACAUGUGGAGGUAUCAGGUAAUUUUUUCAAAAAAAAUGUUUGAUGGCAAUGAUGGCAAAAUUCUUAUUGGCUUUCAGAACGUAACAGUACAUCAAAAUCAUGAUGGUAUAUUAUGCA
Messenger RNA from Acanthoscelides obtectus, 642 nucleotides. Lineage: Eukaryota; Metazoa; Arthropoda; Insecta; Coleoptera; Chrysomelidae. The record is from the annotation of a GenBank genome assembly.